CUCCAACCCCAACUCCUCCACCUCCGCGCCUCGACGCUCCUCCAAUUGCCCUCGCUUUGGAGAUAAGUGCAUUUGAUCCAUUUUUGACGGCGCUUAACUUCCACAUUCCUUCAUCAUGGCAGACGUGCCCAUUGUGCUCGACGGAGGAACCGGUUUCCUCAAGGUCGGAUAUGCUGGCCAGAACUUCCCAGAGCACCAGUUCCCCUCGAUAGUGGGGCGGCCCAUCUUGCGAACGGAGGAGCAGGCUGGCGACAUUGUGGUCAAGGAUAUCAUGUGUGGAGAGGAAGCUGCCGCCGCUCGAUCCAUGCUUCAGAUCAGCUAUCCGAUGGAGAAUGGUAUUGUCAAGAAGUGGGAUGACAUGCAACACCUGUGGAAUUACACCUUUUACGACAAGUUGAAGAUUGAUCCUACGGGACGGAAGAUCCUCCUUACAGAGCCGCCCAUGAACCCGCUCAAGAACCGCGAACAGAUGGCCGAGGUCAUGCUCGAGGGAUACAACUUCGGAGGUGUCUAUGUGGCGAUCCAGGCAGUGCUGGCACUGUAUGCCCAGGGUCUGAGCAGUGGUGUUGUUGUGGACUCCGGUGACGGUGUGACACACAUUAUCCCCGUUUACGAGUCAACCGUCUUGAACCACCACAUCAAGCGAUUGGAUGUGGCCGGCCGUGAUGUCACCCGCAACCUGAUUGCCCUUCUCCUGCGCCGCGGCUAUGCGCUGAACCGAACCGCCGAUUUCGAGACCGUCCGCCAGAUCAAGGAGAAGCUCUGCUAUGUUUCGUACGACCUCGAGUUGGACAAGAAGCUGUCUGAGGAUACCACUGUUUUGGUCGAGUCUUACACCCUUCCCGACGGCCGUGUCAUUCGUGUCGGCAGUGAGCGGUUCGAAGCCCCCGAGUGUCUCUUCCAACCCCACCUGGUGGAUGUUGAUCAGCCCGGUAUGGCUGAGCUGCUCUUCAACACCAUUCAAGGCACCGAUGUCGAUAUUCGAUCCAGUCUAUACAAGGCUGUUGUGCUUAGCGGUGGUAGCAGCAUGUACCCCGGUCUGCCUUCGCGAUUGGAGAAGGAGCUGAAGCAGCUCUGGCUCACCCGAGUCCUGGGCGGCAACCCAGAGCGUCUGAACAAAUUCAAGGUCCGCAUCGAAGACCCCCCUCGGCGGAGGCACAUGGUCUUCCUGGGUGGUGCUGUCCUUGCCAACCUGAUCGCAGACAAGGACGACAUGUGGGUAUCCAAGCAGGAGUGGGAGGAACAAGGUGCUCGUGCGCUGGCCAAGCUUGGUCCCCGGUAAAGCAAAGCGAUAUGUACUUAGGCGGUUCUUAUUUCUGGUUUGAUUCAUUUUCCUUCGCCCUCUUCCCGCAUUGUCUGCAAGCCGCGUCGCCCGAUUUCCACACCUCAUCUCCUUUUUUUCUCACCCUCCUGGCCCGCCUUGUCGAUAUCCUUCCCAUCAAUCACGUUGUUUGCCGUGUCUCCUGCCUCCGAUAUAGUAUUGUGCCUAGACUGGUCUGGUGCGGGUGGAUCUAGGGCUUUGGCAGAAAUGAAAGAAAUGUUUUACUGAAA
Molecule: messenger RNA, 1551 nt
Organism: Penicillium subrubescens
Lineage: Eukaryota; Fungi; Ascomycota; Eurotiomycetes; Eurotiales; Aspergillaceae
Product: actin-related protein 2
Exons: 7
Coding region: 116-1282 (388 amino acids)
Biological process (GO): Arp2/3 complex-mediated actin nucleation
Cellular component (GO): actin cortical patch; Arp2/3 protein complex
Molecular function (GO): actin filament binding
Source: RefSeq, a predicted model, not a curated record